AUGUCCUACGGUCCUCCGCAAGGUCAGCCUCCGUGGGGAGGCUAUCCUCCUGCCGGGCAAGGUUACGGCUCACCAUACCCUCCACAAGGUCCGCCUCAGCACAGCGGCUAUCCUCCACCACCCCAAGGAGGAUAUCCUCCGCCUCCGCAUGGAGGCUACGGCGGGCCUCCUCCUCAAGGUCAAUAUCCUCCUCAAUCAGGAGGCGCAUUCCCUCCUCCAGGCAACUAUGGUCCUGGCCCAGGCGGAUAUCCACCGCAGCAAUACGGCGGUCCGCCUGCCCUGCCGUCACCAGGAUACGACCCUCGCGCACAAGCGCAUGGAGACGCGUCCGCCGACGCAAACGCCCUGCGCGCAGCCAUGAAAGGCUUUGGAACGGAUGAAAAGACGUUGAUCCGGAUCCUCUCGAAACCGGACCCGCUGCAGAUGGCACUUUUGAGAAACACAUAUACCCAGCUACACCGGCGCGAUCUGGAAAAGGACAUACGAUCCGAAACCUCGAAAUACUUCCGCGACGGCCUGGUGGCGCUCGUGCGGGGGCCACUGAUGAACGAUGUGUAUGACGUGUACGACGCGAUCAAGGGGCUGGGAACGAAAGAGUCGGUCCUGAAUGAUGUCCUUUUGGGCCGGUCCAACGCCGACAUGCGCGCCAUCAAACAGGCUUACCAGCAGACUUUUCAGCAUACGCUAGAGGCCGACGUCAAGGGCGAUCUGUCGAUGAAGACAGAGCAGUUAUUCAGUAUGGUCAUGGCUGCCACGCGGAACGAGGAGUCGACGCCCGUGAUUCCCGCGGACCUCGACCGCGACUGUUCGGAUCUCCAUCGCGCCAUGGACGCCCGCAUCGGUACUGACCAGGUCACGGUAUGCAGCAUCCUGGCGAACCGGAGCGAUGGCCAAAUCCGCGCCAUCAACCAGCACUGGCAGCACAAGUACCACAGCAGUCUGGAGAAGGUGAUCGAGUCCGAGUUCUCAGGCCACAUGAAGGACGCGUUGCUGUUGAUGGUUCGUCGUGCCUCUGAUCGUAUCAUGUCCGACGCUGUCCAGCUCGAGGAUGCCAUGGCCGGCCCCGGCACAAAAGAUAAACUGCUCGUCCAGCGUGUCGUCAGGGUCCAUUGGGACCGCGCCCAUCUCGACCAGGUCAAGCGUGCUUAUGCUCAUCGCUACAAGAAGGACUUGAUCCAGCGCGUCAAAGGGGAAAUCCAUUUUGACAAGCAUUACGAGGCCCUGAUGGUUGCUUGUUUGUCUUGA
This is a messenger RNA of Exophiala dermatitidis NIH/UT8656, 1245 nucleotides long. RefSeq names its product glycerophosphoinositolphosphodiesterase. Bases 1 to 1245 code for a protein of 414 amino acids. The record is from RefSeq and is a predicted model, not a curated record. The transcript has a single exon. Gene Ontology annotation, molecular function: calcium ion binding; calcium-dependent phospholipid binding. NCBI's taxonomy places the organism in Eukaryota, Fungi, Ascomycota, Eurotiomycetes, Chaetothyriales, Herpotrichiellaceae. Gene Ontology annotation, cellular component: cytoplasm.